GAACAUUACGGCUAUGCAUAUGCUACAGUACAGUGCAUGCAGAUGCAGUGGUUGGACCGGGCGGCCAGGCUUGCGGAGCUGAUUGAGGAUUGCUUUCGAAAUGGAGGACGACACAGCGAAAGGAAAGUUGAACUUAGAGCAAGAAAUAAUAUCGUUACAAGAUAUCUUGGAAUCAUUCAGUGCACCUUUGAACGAAGAGCAAGCUUGGGCUAUUUGUUAUCAAUGUGGAAAGUUUUUAGAUGAAAGUUUAAACGGGAAUGUGACAGUCCAAAGUGCGAACGGCGUUCUGCUUAGUAAAGAUGGAACCAUUCGACUACCGGUCGCAGAAGAGCAGGAGCAGCUGACUGACAAUAAAGAAAGAGAAGAUCACACAAGAGAGACACAGCUUAUGGUUAUCAAUACUCUUGGGAGGAUCAUCUACCAUGCACUGGAUUAUGGCCUUUCAGAAGAAGAAGAGAGAGAACUUUCUCGGCCCUUGGAGGAAUUGAUUGAGCUCAUGACAAGUGCUGACAUUCAUGACACUGCUGAAAACUCUAAUGAUAAUAACAAUAUUCGCCAAGAGGCUGAUAAUUUCAAUGUGGAUGAAGGAAUAGAGGAUGAGGGACUUUGUGAAGAAGAAGAAGAAGAGACGGAAGAUGGAGGAAGGUUGAAUGAUGAGAGUGAUCGUGAUGACCACUUGCACAACGAAAACGAUUCCUGCAUAGUUACGCAACUUUUAAAGAUGUGUUCUGAUCAUCUGCCACAACCUAAAGCAGCUUCUACCCACUACCAAGCUGUGUGCAGAGCAGUGUAUACCGAGUAUCUAGACCUUGCUACAUUCCUAAACAAGAUCACUGGCAGUAAUGAGAUUUUAAGAAGUUUAUCGGAGGGUAAUGAUAUGAGUGAUGGUAGUGUGGAAGAUUUGCAUCCAAGACAAUGGGCUAAAAUAUGGCUGAAUGUGGUGAGAGACCUAAGAAACGGAGUGAAACUGAAGAAGCUUGCGGAUCAUGAGAAGGGUAGAGCACCUAUUGAGUAUGCACUGACGCCGUAUGAAAUGCUAAUGGAUGAUAUACGAUCACAUCGGUUUACUCUCAACAAAGUCAUGGUGAAUGGUAGUAUUCCAACGAGGGUGAAGAAAGAAGCACAUGACAUCAUCCUUGAUUUCAUUCGAUCAAGACCUCCUCUUAAACCGGUACCUCUGGAUAAAUUAAACCAGCAACCUCUAAGAAGAGAAAGCGUUCACGAGAAGAUUAUGAAAGAGAUACGCUCCCAGCCUCAGCUUAGACCAACUGUACUCGUUGAAAAGUCAAACCGCAGAAGUCAGGGCUUUAUCUUCUCUGAUGAGGAGUUGUCACCGCCCCUGCCUAAGAAGGUCAUAAAAGCCGAGUUCACCUUGGACUGGUCUGAAACGGAGUCAGAGAGCGAUAGUAGCAUGCACGAGCCGAACUCCUACUCACGACAAAGAAGAUUAAGAAAAGGGAUCAACGUUUGCCAGGAAACUCAAUAUGAUGAUGAUGAUGAGAUGGAUGGAGAUGCUGGGGAUGUUCUGGAGCAAGCAAUACAGAGAAUACUUGACGAUGGCCAGCAUCUCCCUGAUGAGAGCAUGUUUCUAAAUAUCAGUAUGCCCCCAGAUACCAUGGUGUCCACCCCGGAGAAAACACUAACAAUGAGCAGAUCAUCCCUGUCAAGUUUUGAUGAGAUAAGAUCAGAUGAAAUUCCGCUAGAUACUCCCAGAAGACAUAGUAUCGGUCCUUGUCAGUCAUUUAAGUCUCCAAGGAGGAUGUCUCAAGAUAUGGAUUGUUUAUCAUUGACUGUUGAAGAGGUUAUUCAUAUCAGAAGUGUCUUAGUGAAAGCAGAGAUUGAGAACCUUAGAGUUAAUCCAAAACUACACAAAGAUGUGCUCCAGGAUAAGGUGUGUUUUUCAUGUAAGAAGAAGUUUUCUCUCUUCAAGAAGAAGUUCAAGUGCAGAUUAUGCAAGAAAUUGAUCUGUAGUGUAUGCUGUGUUAAGAUGUACAUUCCCACUGAAGAGUUCUUACACAUUCCCGUCGAUUCUCUCAGCCCUAAUAGUCCUAAGAAAAGUCCAUCCGUGCCCACCAGACAAAGGAGUAUAAGUGAACCACCUACACCAUUUAUGGAGACCAGCCCCGUGAGGGAACGUAAGCAGAGGGAACUUCAUGUGUGGCGCCAGCCAAGUAGCCCAAUGGAGAAUGUUUGCUGUGAAUGUUGUACAUUCCUCAAAAAUACAAGGACAGGUCCACCACCACCACCACCCCAUACUGCAAGGGGAUUACCUGUUCCGUUCAGUCUGGCUUCACCGCCACUGCUCUACACCACUUAGACUAUCCAUAGAGCAGUCUAGUUCCGCAGUGGUUAAGCAAUUUGAUUGCCUGUUCCACAAGUCCAGCUGCAGCACAACUAUCGCCACCAUCUCCAUAUGGCUCCACUCUCAUUUUAUUCAGCCUGGCUCCACCCUCUUCUCUGCCUGGAUCCACUGUCACUCUACUGAGCAUGGCUCCAUCUUGAAUGUACUCAGCAUGGCUCCUCUCUCUAUUCUGCCUGGCUCCAUCUCAUCACUUUAUCCAGCCUGGCUCCAUCUUGAAUCUACUCAGCAUGGCUCCUCUCUCUCUACUCUACCUGACUCCAUCUCUUCACGUUACUGAGCCUGGCUCCACCCUGAAUCUAUUAAGCAUAGCUCCUCUCUAGCUCUACUCUGCCUGGCUCCAUCUCAUCACUUUACUCAGCCUAGCUCCACCCUGAAUCUACUCAGCAUGGCUCCUCUCUCUCUCUCUCUCUCUCUACUCUGCCUGGCUCCAUCUCAUCACUUUACUUCGCCUGGCUCAACCCGGAAUCUACUUUUAACUAUGACUCCUCUCUCUACUCAGCCUGCUUUGAUUCUCAUUCUUCCUAGCCUGGUUUGACUCACUCUACUAAGCCUGGUUUGACUCUCACUCUACUUAGCCUGGUUUGACUCUCACUCUACUUAGCCUGGUUUGACUCUCACUCUACUUAGCCUGGUUUGACUCUCACUCUACUCAGCCUGGUUUGACUCUCACUCUACUUAGCCUGGUUUGACUCUCACUCUACUUACCCUGGUUUGACUCUCACUCUACUUAGCCUGGUUUGACUCUCACUCUACUUAGCCUGGUUUGACUCUCACUCUACUUAGCCUGGUUUGACUCUCACUCUACUCAGCCUGGUUUGACUCUCACUCUACUCAGCCUGGUUUGACUCUCACUCUACUCAGCCUGGUUUGACUCUCACUCUACUUAGCCUGGUUUGACUCUCACUCUACUUAGCCUGGUUUGACUCUCACUCUACUCAGCCUGGUUUGACUCUCACUCUACUUAGCCUGGUUUGACUCUCACUCUACUUAGCCUGGUUUGACUCUCACUCUACUUACCCUGGUUUGACUCUCACUCUACAUUAAUAGCCUGGUUUGACUCUUACUCUACUUAACCUGGUUUGACUGUCACUCUACUUAACCUGGUUUGACUCUCAUCCUUCUCAGCCUGGUUUGCCUCACUCUACUCACCCUGGGUCAACUCCCAUUCUAAUCUGACUUGCUUCACCCUUACUCUGCAUAGUGCACAAUGCAGAGUCUGAAGUAGGAGACUAGAUUCACUCAUCUACUGGGGCUGCCCUACCACAGGCAGAUAGGGGUAAAGUCUAGUCUUCACCCUAGACAUGGUAUAAUUUAUUAUAGUGUCAGCUUGGAGUCUGCUUGCAAACUAGAAAACAUGUUAAUGAUUUUUUUCCUUCAAAUUUAUGUAUAUUAUGCAACUUUAACUUUCAUGUUUUUGCCAAAUUUAUAUGUUCUGUUAUUUUGUAAAAUAGGAUUUUUUUUCAAUAACCUACAUGUCUGAAAACUGACUUUCCUGAGUGAAAGAUGAUAUGGCUGAAUUACUUGUGUGCUGAAUAAAUCAAUAUGUCACAUUCUCAGUACAGAUUUCUUGAUGAAUAUCAACUUUUUUUUUUCCUUUUUUAGAAAUAUUUAUAUGCAAAUUAUUACAAACUCAGUAUUUUUAAUUGAGUAAUGUAGUUUUUGUCUCACCUGCAUAGCAGAGUGAGACUAUAGGCGCCGCUUUUCCGACGGCGGCGGCGACGGCGGCGGCGGCGUCAACACCAAAUCUUAACCUGAGGUUAAGUUUUUGAAAUGACAGCAUAACUUAGAAAGUAUAUGGACCUAGUUCAUGAAACUUGGCCAUAAGGUUAAUCAAGUAUUACUGAACAUCCUGCCUGAGUUUCAUGUCACAUGACCAAGGUCAAAGGUCAUUUAGGGUCAAUGAACUUAGACCAUGUUGGGGGAAUCAACAUCAAAAUCUUAACCUAAGGUUAAGUUUUUGAAAUGUCAUCAUAACUUAGAAAAUAUAUGGACCUAGUUCAUGAAACUUAUACAUAAGGUUAAUCAAGUAUCACUGAACAUCCUGCAUGAGUUUCACGUCACAUGACCAAGGUCAAAGGUCAUUUAGGGUCAAUGAACUUUGGCCGAAUUGGGGUAUUUGUUGAAUUACCAUCAUAACUUUGAAAGUUUAUGGAUCUGAUUCAUGAAACUUGGACAUAAUAGUAAUCAAGUAUUACUGAACAUCCUGUGCAAGUUUCAGGUCACAUGAUCAAGGUCAAAGGUCAUUUAGGGUCAAUGAACUUUGGUCAAAUUGGGGUAUUUGUUGAAUUACAGCCAUAAAUUUGAAAGUGUGUUGGUCUAGUUCAUAAAACUUGGACAUAAUAGUAAUCAAGUAUCACUGAACAUCCUGUGCGAGUUUCAGGUCACAUGAUCAAGGUCAAAGGUCAUGUAAGGUCAAAGAACUUUGGCCACGUUGGGGGUAUUUGUUGAAUUGCCAUCAUAUCUCUAUAAGUGUAUUGGUCUAGUUCAUAAAACGUGGAAAUAAGAGUAACCAAGUAUCACUGAACAUCUUGUGCGAGUUAUAGUAGUUUUCAAAAUCAGCACUGCUGCUAUAUUGAAUCGCGUGAUGCAGGUGAGACGGCCAGAGGCAUUCCACUUGUUAUCAAUACAUCUUUAAUAAUAAUAAUAACAACGGUAUAUUUACCCAGGGUAGCCACUUCAGUUCCGAAAACUGUUCUCCCAGCGGGCCCUGCUAUUAUUAUUACCCGGCUAAGCUAGGCUACCUAUUCGGUGUACACAGCUUUUGAGGAAUUACUUCCUACCAGUACCCAUUUACCUCACCUGGGUCGAGUGCAGCACACUGGAUGAAUUCCUUGCUGAAGGAAAUUACGCCAUGGCUGGGAUUUGAACCCACGACCCUCUGUUUCAAAGUCCAGAGACUAAAUCCACUGGGCCACGACACUCCGCUUUGAAGAAUGUGUUGGGAUGAUGAUUUUUCGCAAUUGCCGAAAGCAAACGGAAACCACAGAGAUGCCAUUGAAAAUACCCUUUGUAGCAGAACUUGAAAAGGCAAAUGAAAGUAAAGAAAUUGAAAUUCUUUGAAAUGGAAAAUUAUCACCCCAAAAUGCAAAUCAUUUCCUCGCAAAAUUGAUAACCAAGUUAAUAUCUGCUGGUGUUUCAAAAAGAUUGAAGUGUGAUUAAAAGUGGUGCGUAAAUGCUGACGAGCACAUGAUAUUUAGUUCGCAAUCUUAGUUUAUAAGUGCCACAUUAAUGCAGAAAGACACAAUUCAUAUCAAUAUAAAUUGUAGCACAUUUGAUUGGUAGAUCAGCUUUAAUUAAUUUUUUUCUGUUUUAGGUGCUAUUUUAGUUUGUAGGUGCUGUUUUUUUUUUCUAUGUCUAUGCUAGCCAUAUAAAAAGGGACUGGGUGUUUAUAAUGUAUGCUUUAAAAGAAGGUAAUAUGUUCCCCGAAAUUGGAAAACACCUGACAUUGUUUCAGAUAUUGCACAACAAAGUUCAGCUUUUGUCAUGUUUAGAAUGUGAGUAAAGGUUUCUGCACACUGAGUGAUUUCAAGUUUGGUGUUGGUGUUGGUAUUUUUGGAAGAAAACCUGUGUGUGUACAAAAAUGAUCCAAAUAAAAAAAAACGCAAGCUCAACACCAGGUGACAUUCGUCCCAUGACCAGCUUCAUUGCAAGUUUUUUUUUUUUGUUUUUUUUUUUGCUUUGCUGACCGAGCAACACCAACUCCAAAAGGGCAACACUAUAAUUGAAACCACCCAAUGAAUCUGCUUCGGGAGAUGACACAGAAAUAUGGUUCAUAGAAAAAUGGAAUGAAAUCGUUGGUCUGUACCACUCAAAAGAGACUGUUGGCACCUAUCAUUAUACUUUGUCUCUUUUCAAAUUUAUGUAAAGCUAAUUAAAUAGGUCGAUUGCUGAAUCGUAUGCCACUUUAGUUCCGAAUUUUCACAUUAACAAUGUACUCAUUCUCAUUUAUGAUAAGUUAAGUAUUGUCUUUUUGAAAUUGCCUAGGCUUCUUGUUUCUUGUAAAGAUUUUUACUUUGAAUGCGCUGUAUUUUUGUGUAUUUAUAUCUAAUAUUGUUUUUUUUUUUAUUAGUUUUGAUCUGUUUAGAAUGAUUUUUUUACCCGAGUUGUUUAAUCUUGCCAGUUUUAUCAUUUUUGUAAAUGUUAUGACGGGAUGUAAUAUUGCUCUUCUGGUUGAAAUAAUGCAUCAACAUAAUUGAGACCCUCUUCAACUCAUAUAGUUGCUUUUUGAUAAAGCUGAUCAUAAGUUUAUAUGAAUGACUGGUGAUCAUUUAUUGUGCUUGAUGAUAUACUACAAAGGUUCCUUGUUAUAACAAAAUGGGAGUGCGUACCUAAAACCCUAAUCAACUUUG
Molecule: messenger RNA, 6711 nt
Organism: Lytechinus pictus (painted urchin)
Lineage: Eukaryota; Metazoa; Echinodermata; Echinoidea; Temnopleuroida; Toxopneustidae
Product: protein spire homolog 1-like
Exons: 15
Coding region: 101-2317 (738 amino acids)
Biological process (GO): actin nucleation; Golgi vesicle transport; actin filament polymerization
Cellular component (GO): cell cortex; cytoplasmic vesicle membrane
Molecular function (GO): actin binding
Source: RefSeq, a predicted model, not a curated record